AUAAAGCAGCAGCCUAGCUCUACGCGCAGUUUUCCUCUAUAGAAACAGAGCUGAUGCUAUAUGAGGAAUGGAAGAAAUCCCUCGGUACACCUGACAGAAUGAAACAGAGUUAUUAGCACCUGAAAUAAUGUCCAGGGAUGGAGUGUAACUAAAAUGACAGGCUGGAACUUUAUAUGAAUCUGUUGUCAUAUGUUGCUGAUUGAUAGAAGGUGGAACUUAGAGGAAUGGACGAAGACUCAGGAGGUUUCAGCCCUGAGGGACACUGGGAUCUUAGGGCUGUAAUAAAUGCACCUCUUACAGUCGUGGUUUUGUUAAUUUCCUUACUGGCUUUAAAAUGGAUACACAAUAGUACAGAAGACAAUGAAAAGAAGGAAGACAAACUUGGAAAUAUGAGUGAAAAAGAUGAAGAAAGGUUUAGUACAGAGGAAAGCAGAGAACAAGAGUUGCAGUUUGCUGGAUGCACAGAUAAAUCAGUGGAGAGUGUUUUGCAUUAUUCAAGGGUCUGUGAUACAAGUACCGAUGGGACUGUAAAAAGACAGAGAAUGCAUUCAGAUGAUUUACUGGAAAUUAACUGUGAUCAUUUCAAAAGUGAUACGGCAACCAGUACAAACAAAGCAAACUGCUCUUACAAGCUAGAGGACAAGGAGUAUGUGCAGCUCUUUCCCCCACAGCAGAAAGGUGUACACCCAGACUUUCAGCCUGGACAGGUCAUAGCAAGUGCAGUGCAUCAACAGGGGAAGAAAAGCAAUAAAUGUGAGCCAUCAGAAGGGACUAAUACGAAUGCAGCAGGUAAUAGUCAGUGGGUCCAUGGGGAUAGUCUGUCCCUGGACAACACGGAGCAUGAAAACAGCUGGGCCGGGCUUGACAGUGAUGACAUAAAGUCUUCAGAAAAAAGAACUGCUUAUAAAAGCCAAGACAGUAACUCCAUGAAUGUAACUUACACUUCUAUCACUUUGACUCCUCACACGUUGCCUUCUAGUGCGUUAGAUGAAAUGUGGACUGCAGAAGUACUGUCAAAAGCUAAUGAGGAACAAAUACCUACCUUGGAACCAGCGACUACAUUUCAGACCCUGACACUUCAGUGUAAUGAUGUUCAAACUUCUGCAAUUACCUUUCCUGCUAGUACACAUCUACAGAAGUAUGAACACCUGACAAAUAAUCAGUUGCCAAGUUCUGAGAUUCAAAAGGAAAUGGAUGGUAAGAAACAAGACAAAAAUGAAGAAUAUUUCUGCUUUUCCAGGUCAGAGCUACUGUUGUACCAUGAUAACAGGGAAAUGGAGUCCAUUCUAGAUGCAUUCUCUGUAAACAGGUACCAGAACAAUCUCACUGUACAUGACGAAAGGGACCAUACCUCACAGCAGCAUGACAGUAUUCUUGAUUUAGAGAGUAGUCAUACUGCUGAAAAGGUACUGUGCACAAUGGCAGAUGUCCACAGUCAGUGCUCGAACACUGACUACCAGCAUCUUACUGGUGAAUGUCUGAAAAAUGAUGAUGUAUAUUCUGCAUGUCUUAAAUUGCAUACUGUAAAUGAUAUCUCUGAGACAGACAUGUUAAAUGCAGUGCUGAAUAGUACAGCAGAAAACCAAGUAAAUAUGCAAGUCCAACUAACAACAGAGCCAGCUAGUCCUCAGCCCAAAGAAAAUGACAGGAAGGGCAAUGAUGUAAAUACAGACAAUGCCAAGGAAGUGACAUCAGGAGAAACAAUGAAUGAACAUCAGGCCAGCUUCUGUAUAUAUGGGGAUGUUUUGCUGAAUCAGAAUGAGGCAAGUAAUCUAAAAAUAACAAAAAAUUACUCUCCUACAAAAAAAGAAGCACACAUGGAAAAUGUUACUCCCACUCUCACUUCCACUGAAUGCAGAAGAUGCCUUCCAGAUGAGAUGGUGACUAUUAUGAAUAAUGAAGGCAAUACUGACAGAAUCUGUUAUACACCGUGCCUUUCAGAAAGUAGUAAAAACAAAACCAUUGAAUGUGAAGAUGGCUUAAAAGGACCAGAACCUAAAAAAGUUGUAUUGAUAACUGUAGACCAUGAAGUAGGAGGGACAUCAGAGCCAUGCAUGAAAGAUGUGGCAACAGAUGAACUUCAAGGCAUAGUGCAAGGUUUACUGGAACAUGGCAAAGAGACAGAACAUAUCACCACUGGACAUGUCCAACAGGAAUCCAAUAGCUGUAUAACUGAUAUGGUCUGCUACUCAAAGAAAAGCCAGUCUAAGAAACAUCCAGAGAGCCUUGCUCUGACUGAAAUGGUGAGACCAUCACAAGAUGAUAACAAUGUGAUAUUUCUCUCAAGUGAGGAUCCAGUGCCAUGCAAGUCCAGAAAUGACAUGCACAAUGAGAAUGGGUCAGACAGUUUAAUGACAGAAGCUGAGAUUAAGCACCUCGAGUUGGUUUCGAACUAUCAUAAUCUCAUGAGCUCCCCUUCUUCCUCUCCACUGGAUAAUUCGGACACCAGUGACUCAGGAUACUUAACAAGGAAUAUCUCCCCAAAGUGUGGGAUAGCCACAAGCUGGCCUUCCGGAGAAGAUAGCUGUGAGGAACUAGACAACACAGAGGAAGAAGAGCUCAGCACCACAUUUGAGGAAAAAACAAAACAAGGACUGGUGCAUCUGUUAGUGGAUUCAGACUCGCAUGUAGGAACUGAGACACAAGUGGCAGCAUCAGGGAAGCCAGACAAAGAAACAGCAAGCAAUGAAGUGUUGCUCAAGCAAAUGGAAGGCAACAAUGGAAGCAGAAAACUUGUGCACACUGAAAACAUUCAUGAAAUAGAGCCAGUUAAAAUAUCUGACAUACUGGAAAGGGACUCAAACAGUGAAACUAUUGCUGUUCGGUGUGAAAUAGGAAGUGACAGAGACCUUUUGAACAGCAUUACCAAACCACACCUCUUAGAACAUCCAAUUACUGAGACAAACAUCAAUACUAUCACAGAUCAGGACAGUGGGAAACCCAACAAUUUCAACAAUGAGCAAUAUGAUGCUUCACAUGAACACGUGGACAUGACACAUCACAGAGGAGAAAAGUAUACUGGUUACAUCUGUGAUAAUUCUUUAGAGUCUCCUAGGCAGCCAGAGAAAACAGGAGAUCCCUGCAAGCUUCAUGAACCUGACAAUUACUUUUUAACUGCAGAAGGAAAGGCUCAAGUACCUAAAUGCAUGACAUCUAAUAUCAUGACAGACUGUAGUACAGCAAUUUCAACCUUAAAGAUGGAGCUGCAACAGCGGAACAGUGAUCAGGAUUCUGAUGUAUUUACUGUGCAAAUGACUGAAAGUGUUUUUAGCAACUCAUUACUAUGUGGUAAGGAACCAGAAGAAAUCGGAGCAGAACCCACAGAAAAGGGUCAGCAGUCCAUGCAAUGCUGCCUGGAUGAAAAGCAGGCAUUCAGUAGCACUUCUCCUGUGACUGAGACCGGACAAGAACUAGUGACCAGCACUGGAAUCCAAACACAGCAUUCAGCAUCUCAGGACAUUGAAGACAUCAGUUAUAGAAGAUCCAGAAUGUCACUCCCACAGACUGCAUGCACUGGCCUUACCAUUCCCAAUGAAAUGGAUAUUGUCUGGAAAGAGACAAAGAAAAGUAGAUUUCUCUCAAUUCCAUGGGAAGCUGCAUACACAACAGAAGAACUUCUAUAUAAAAAAGAAUUAGAAAAGAAAACGGGCAUCCCGCCUGCAGAGGAUAAGGAGGCCAGGAAUACUGUUUCACCUGUGACAGAGAAGACAACAGGCCUUGACAUCAGCAUCACCAGUGCAACAGCCUCUGCCUGCUGCACUCCAUAUGGGUCAAUGUUGCCAGUAAUUGAGAUCACUGGUGAGAUGGAAAACAAAAUAACCCAUUAUUCUUCUAAUAUCUGUGUUCAUAACAUGCCAAGGUCUGAUUCACUUCCUGAUAAUGCCCUCUGUGAAGUUAAUCUGGGAAAUGAACUGCCUUCCAAGGAGGUUUUAAAAGACUGUGCAUUCCCAUCUGAUGUCAAAUCUAGAGUCGCUGCACUUAGCAUAAAUCUGUCUGGUGAAGGGGAGCACAUGGAUAGUGGUUCAACCAUGUCUAAUGAAGCUGAUACAUUGGACAGACAUCAACAAACAAUAAAAUCCACAGGCAAGACUCUGCUAAGAAGGGGAAGCAUAUCUGCCAUUGCAGACAAUUCUGACUUUAUCAUGUGGGAAGAACAUAGCCCUGUCAGUCCUAGGCAGUCAUCAUCUUUGUGGAAAAGUUGCGACAGCCUACAGUGUCCUUCAUCCACAGAAAAGGCAACAUCCCACACCAGAGCAAGAAGUGCUCUCUGUUUGCUGAUGGAUUCUUACUUAGAGCAGGAUGGUAAAGAAGGUCUAGUAGAAAUCAUUGCAAGGGGAAGUUUUAUCCAAGUUCCUGAGAACAUCCAAGCAACAGUGGAUGCCAUGAUGCUACAGUUAAACCUGGGCAACUGUAUGGAGCUCUUAGCUUAUGCCAAAAAGCAUAAAGUUGAUGAUCUCAAGAAGGCAGCAUACAGAGUCAUGAGUGUCAACUACCUUCAGGCCCUGAAAAAUUCUUCCAUUUAUAGCCAGCUUAAUGCUUAUGAACGAGAUGUAAUUCUCCAAAUGAGGAGCAGAGGGAAGAAAUUUCUUGGCGUAGCAGAUGUGGAAAAUAUCUAUGGACUGAAGAGAGCAAACUGGAGCUCAAGCAGCCCAGACCUAAGUGUCCACUCACUGCAGCCUUUUGUAAACAAUACCUCUGAUGAGAAAGCUUACCUUCAUAUUUACUAUCAUCAUGAGGACAGAUGGCAUCCCCUAACUAAGAUCCCUGAGGAGGCCAACCUCAAAGGUUGUGGCAUUUGUUCCAUGCACAACUACUUGUUCCUAGCUGGAGGCAUUGAAGGUUCUGGCCCAAAUGCUAGGUGUUCCAAUAAGGUAUUCUGCUACAAUCCUCUUACUAACAUCUGGAGUAAAGUCCAAUCAAUGAUACAGGCGAGAUCCCAGUUCAAGCUGGUCCCAGUAGAUGGACUUCUAUAUGCUAUAGGUGGGGAGUGUCUUUACACCAUGGAGAGAUAUGAUCCAAGGGCAGAUAGAUGGACCUUCAGGGCUUCCCUACCUAAAGGCACCUUUGCUGUGGCCCAUGAAGCCACAUGCUGUAAUGGAGAAAUUUAUGUUUCAGGAGGUAAUCUCUUCUAUCGUCUCUUAAAAUAUUCACCAUGUACUGACUCCUGGGAUGAGUGCCCCUACAGCUCCAGUCGGAAGCGCUCAAGUGAUAUGGUGGCUGUACGCAACUUCAUCUACCGUUUUGAUGUUCACAGGGAUACAGGAAUCAGUGUUUCUCAGUAUAAUGCUUUGGCCAAAAGCUGGCAAGAGUGCACUACCCUCUGCCUAAAAAAUCUAUGUCCUUUCCGUUGUGCCCUACUGGAUAAUGCUAUCUACUGUGUGAACAAGCAGAUGACAGUGAGGUUUGCAGCUGAUGAGCAGUCACCCCAUUUUGAACCAGGCAACCUCCAGAAUUUCUCCAGAGCAAGUGGGACCCUCUUUCCUUUCUGCUUGAUAUUGCCAGAACGAACCUCCUCUCAGACGGCUGUAUAAGAAAGCAAACAUAAUAUCAGUGGAAUAUGGUACGCAGAUGGGAAAUGCAUUCUGUUUGGGGUGCAAAAAUCUGUCUUGCGCUUUGUGUAGAUGAGUGAAGUUACGCUUUUUGCAGCGACUAUUUGAUUCCUUCAACUAAUUCUGUGUGACUCUGACCAAAUCACUUAACCAGACAGUACUCCUGGGUUGCUCCUGUCUAGUGGGCUGUCGCAGGCUGUUUGCAAAUGUGUUACAUAUUAAUCUUUUGAAUUCCUGCACCCUUCACAUUGCCACUGAUUAUUUUUUUAACAUAAACUAUUUGACUAUGACUCCCAGCAGGCCUGUUGUAGUUUAACUUGUUUCUAGAUGUGCUUUCAAUACAUGUGAGUUUUAAGGGAAGGGAAGCUUACUUUUUUGCUUAUCCAACGUCUGUUUUCAAUGUGAGAGUGUUUAAUUUUGUUUAGCAAAUAGCUGUCAGCAUUUUUGCUGUAAAAUUUGAAAUAUGUUUUAAAUUAAAUCCAAAUCUCUGAUCAGUGCAAAACAGGUACAACUUUAUGUUCUUGAAUUUGUGUUAUGAGACUUUUUUUUCUCUUUUUGCUGAGAAACAGAUGACUUUGUGCCAUUCUCCCACAUGUUCACAGUUUUCUCCCUUAGGCUGUAUGGGUUGUUUCCCACUUAGGAAAAAACAUCUGGCCAACUUCAUAAAGCUCUGUCUUCCCCCAGUUCCUUCACUCUGACUGCUGACUGGCUAAUCCCAAGGAGAGAAAUCAGCAGUCAGAGUGAAGCUUUCUUUAGUACUUACUUGCCAUCUUAACAGAUGUGACUAUGCUACAAGGAUGCUCGUGGUAGUUUUGUAGCUAAAUAACCAACUAAGAUUGGAAAAGUUCCAUGUUGCAGUUGCUGCUGUUGUGGUUUUAUUGAGCAGAAUCCAAUCUUUGUGCAUCCCUUGACCAAUAAGUUAUAUACUUUCAAAUGCUUUGCAACUUGUAACACCAAUUGUGUGAUAUAUCUUGCUACGUGUAAAGUGUGUACCAGCUUCUAUGUAGGGAAGUCUGUACGAAGGCUAAAAGACAGAAUUAUUGAACAUAAUUCUGAGAUUAGGAAAGAUGUAAUAAUGAACUCCCUAGCCAAACAUGUUCAAGAGGCUGGUUCAUCACAGGUAUUUAUCUUUAGGGUUAUAGAUAUUAUUAACAGAACUGUUAGGAGAGGUGAUAUAAAUAACAGAGUUGAGGUUAAGUAGUAUAAGUGGAUUUUGCAACUCCAAGUAAAUUAUCCACCAGAUAUCAACCAAACUGCUACAUUAAAACCUGUACUUAGGUUUAAACAAGUAAGUUUGAAGUAAUUUGUGCUGUAUCUUUAAAUGCUGAUUAUGGCUUUUAUUGUGAUGCUGUUUUAAUUGAUUGAUUGCAAACAGAAUUUUAUUGGCUGUGUUUGGAAGGGUAUGUGUUACCCAAAACUUUGCACAUUAAAGUGUUUAUCGGUA
Protopterus annectens (West African lungfish) is the source of this 6993-nucleotide messenger RNA. RefSeq lists its product as uncharacterized. The coding region runs from base 225 to 5531 and encodes 1768 amino acids. The record is from RefSeq and is a predicted model, not a curated record. Gene Ontology annotation, molecular function: protein binding. The transcript has 2 exons. Lineage: Eukaryota; Metazoa; Chordata; Ceratodontiformes; Protopteridae.